AGAUCCAGCCGGAGGCGUGGUUUGUCCCGGUUUGGGCUCGGUGGGAUGGGGGGGUUGAUGCUUCCCUCCAUAAUGCUGGCGCUCUGCUUCCUGCUGGAGGCGGGCGCCGCUCAGCGUUCGGGGUUCAGGGUCUGCGCCUUUAACCUGCAUCACUUCGGGGAGUCAAAGUCCAGGAAGAGCGACGUCAUGCAAACUCUGGCCCGGAUCAUCUCCCGCUGUGACGUGUGUCUCCUGCAGGAGGUCAGAGACAGUAAAGGGACGGCCCUGCCCAAACUGCUGGAGCAGAUCAGGCUCUCCGACCCCGCGCAUGCGUACAAGUCCGUGGCCAGUGCGCGACUGGGCCGGACCGAGUCCUACCAGGAGCAGUACGUCUUCGUCUACAGGUCGGACACGGCCACGCUCGCGGACACGUACCAGUACCCGGAUGACCUGCCCGGGGACGAGGACGCCUUCGCACGCGAGCCCUCCGACCCCGCGCAUGCGUACAAGUCCGUGGCCAGUGCGCGACUGGGCCGGACCGAGUCCUACCAGGAGCAGUACGUCUUCGUCUACAGGUCGGACACGGCCACGCUCGCGGACACCCUUUUCUGGCUCCUCCCCGAGGACAGCGACUCCACGGUGCGCGCCUCCACCUCCUGUUCCUACGACAGGAUCGUUGUUCACGGAGAAACCUUCAACAGGGCCGUCGUUCCUUUUUCUGCCAGAGCCUUCAACUUCCAGGCCGAGUACAGACUAACAGAGGAGCAG
Menidia menidia (Atlantic silverside) is the source of this 747-nucleotide messenger RNA. The record is from the annotation of a GenBank genome assembly. NCBI's taxonomy places the organism in Eukaryota, Metazoa, Chordata, Actinopteri, Atheriniformes, Atherinopsidae.